AUGCGCGGCGAACGCGCCGCUCGUGACACGCGCCACAACAAGGAUCACGAAAACUUAAAGUCGUCGCUGAAAAAGGGCAACAAACCCAAGAAAAACCGAGUCGUCUUCGAUGAGAGCGCGAAUGAGUUCUUCGAGGCGGAUUAUAUUAUUGUAGUACGAGAUGAGUGCGGCUACUCUGAUGAGGACGAGAACGAGGAAUGCUCCGGAUGCGGAGCGUGCGAGCGCUACCAGGAUCAGGAGGAAGGGGCGCUCAGCCCUCCCGAGGGGUAUAAGGACAUGGGGCUCUUCAAUCGCGACGGCACUCUUCGGGAACAGGCUUGGUGGGAAGCCGGCGACGUGUUACUAGUAGGGGAGCGCUCCGGCACGGUGUUCACGCCGCAGCACCUGCAACUGCUAAGGAGGCUUCAGCGUGAACGUAUGCUCCGUUCUGCGAUUUGUGCCGACUGCGACGCUCACGCAGCACUCCACCAGCCGCUUGGUGAGUCACCAUCCUUGCGAAGGACGCAUGCCACCUCGUCGGCCUCGGCGGAGCUGACCCAUCACAUUACUUGUUCCGCAACAAACUUUCCGCCCGCACUUGUCGCCAAAUAUUACAAAUUCUGCCGCCACAAA
Messenger RNA from Iphiclides podalirius (scarce swallowtail), 612 nucleotides. NCBI's taxonomy places the organism in Eukaryota, Metazoa, Arthropoda, Insecta, Lepidoptera, Papilionidae. The record is from the annotation of a GenBank genome assembly.